CUCUUCCCGCCUGGAGACUGUGUGGGGGUAUGGCGGGGUGGUGGGGAGAAUCUGGUGUCUUGCUCCACCCUCCUGGCGAGGGGAGGGCCUGACCUGGACCGCGGAGGAAUCGAGUGACUGCCCCUAAAAUCUCCUAGAACCGAUUCCCGCGGCCCCGCGGCCCCGCGGCCCCGCGGCCCCGCGGCCCCGCGGCCCCGCGGCCCCGCCCCGCCGCCCCACCCGCGGCCCGUCGUCUUCUGCCGCGGAGCCGCGUCCGCCCUUCAUGUUUCUCCGAGCAGGCCUGGCCGCGCUCUCCCCGCUUCUUCGCAGUCUUCGGCCCUCUCCUGUCGCCGCCAUGAGCACUGGCACCUUCGUCGUGUCGCAGCCGCUCAAUUACCGUGGCGGGGCCCGCGUGGAGCCGGCGGACGCCUCCGGCACCGAGAAAGCUUUCGAGCCUGCAACCGGCCGAGUGAUAGCUACUUUCACAUGUUCAGGAGAAAAGGAAGUAAAUUUGGCUGUUCAAAAUGCAAAGGCUGCUUUUAAAAUAUGGAGUCAAAAAUCUGGCAUGGAGCGUUGCCGAAUCCUUUUGGAGGCUGCCAGGAUAAUAAGGGAACGGAAGGAUGAAAUUGCUACUAUGGAGUGCAUCAACAACGGCAAGUCCAUCUUUGAGGCCCGCUUGGACAUCGACAUUUCCUGGCAGUGCCUGGAGUAUUAUGCGGGCUUGGCUGCAUCCAUGGCUGGUGAACACAUCCAGCUCCCAGGUGGAUCCUUUGGUUAUACCAGAAGAGAACCACUUGGGGUAUGUGUGGGAAUAGGAGCAUGGAACUACCCCUUUCAGAUCGCCUCUUGGAAGUCGGCUCCAGCGUUAGCCUGUGGUAAUGCCAUGGUCUUUAAACCUUCUCCCUUUACACCUGUUUCUGCACUGCUGCUGGCUGAAAUCUACACUGAGGCUGGUGUACCUCCUGGGCUCUUCAAUGUGGUGCAGGGAGGGGCUGCCACAGGCCAGUUUCUGUGUCAGCAUCCUGAUGUGGCCAAAGUCUCCUUCACUGGAAGUGUGCCGACUGGCAUGAAGAUCAUGGAGAUGUCAGCUAAAGGAAUCAAACCUGUUACCUUGGAACUUGGAGGCAAAUCUCCACUCAUCAUCUUCUCAGACUGUGAUAUGAACAAUGCUGUGAAGGGGGCGCUGAUGGCCAACUUCCUCACACAAGGCCAGGUUUGCUGUAAUGGCACAAGAGUAUUUGUGCAGAAAGAAAUUCUUGAUAAAUUUACAGAGGAAGUGGUGAAACAGACCCAAAGGAUUAAAAUUGGAGAUCCCCUUCUGGAAGAUACAAGGAUGGGUCCACUCAUCAACCGACCACACCUGGAGCGAGUCCUUGGGUUUGUUAAAGUGGCAAAGGAGCAGGGUGCUAAAGUGUUAUGUGGUGGAGAUAUGUAUGUACCUGAAGAUCCCAAAUUAAAGGACGGAUAUUACAUGAGACCUUGUAUAUUAACUAAUUGCAGAGAUGACAUGACCUGUGUGAAAGAAGAGAUCUUUGGGCCUGUUAUGUCCAUUUUAUCGUUUGACACUGAAGCUGAGGUUCUAGAAAGAGCCAAUGAUACCACUUUUGGACUAGCAGCUGGCGUCUUUACCAGGGACAUCCAGCGGGCUCAUAGAGUGGUAGCUGAGCUUCAGGCUGGGACGUGCUUCAUUAACAACUAUAACAUCAGCCCAGUGGAAUUGCCCUUUGGUGGAUAUAAGAAGUCAGGAUUUGGCAGAGAGAACGGCCGUGUGACAAUCGAAUAUUAUUCACAGCUGAAGACUGUGUGUGUGGAGAUGGGUGAUGUGGAAUCUGCUUUUUGAAAACCUGCAGUGAAACCUGUUGACAUGGCCAGGCUGUGGAAUGAUGCGAAUCGGCCCUGUUUACAGAGGCAGUACAACUGAAUGUUAUUUUAAAUCCAGAAUUUUGGCAUUCAGGAUAUGAGAAUGGUUCAUGUUACUCUUUUUCUGUCCAUCAGCUUCGUCACUGAAAAUGUGCAUUAAGUUCCUUCUAGAUACUAAUCAAGAAAGUUGUGAUUCUCCUCAAAAUAUAUUUUUGUGAAAUCUUUUAAGAGCCAGUAACAUACUUCUAGAGGACAGGAAAAGAGACUAGGAUAAUACAUCUUCCACACAUUUGGCCCACUGAUAAUGUUAAUUCUCUGGCGUAUUUCAGAGAACUUGUUCCUGGCUGAUCCAAGUGCAGUGGUAUUUACAACUAAUUGAUCACAACCAGUUUGUAGAUUUCUUUGUUUCUUCUCCAUUCCCACUGCUUCACUUGCCUAGUCUUGAAGAAAAAAAACAAAACAAAACACCUUGUUCGUUUAUAGGUUUCUGGUAGAAUCAGUAGAGAUGAUUUCAGCUCAUUGACAUUUUUUUAGCUAUAUCCCCUUGUCAUUCCAUUGAGAAAGCUGACAACCGGGAUAGGGAGGGGAUUAGAUAAUAGAUGGGGUCAAAUUCUGUGUGAAUGUUAACUUGCCUAGUAAGCACUUUGUCUCUGUUCACUACUGCGAUAGAGGAAAUCUAUCUCCCUGUCUUGGGUCCUUGAACUACAGCCUGCUGUUUUACACCAGUGGAGCUACCCUUUAAAUGUACAAAUUAUUUGUAUGCUAAUAUAGUAUGGUGAAAUUAAAAUAAAUCACACUGUUAA
Symphalangus syndactylus (siamang) is the source of this 2642-nucleotide messenger RNA. RefSeq names its product aldehyde dehydrogenase 9 family member A1 (gene ALDH9A1). The record is from RefSeq and is a predicted model, not a curated record. Gene Ontology annotation, molecular function: oxidoreductase activity, acting on the aldehyde or oxo group of donors, NAD or NADP as acceptor. Lineage: Eukaryota; Metazoa; Chordata; Mammalia; Primates; Hylobatidae.